Molecule: messenger RNA, 1008 nt
Organism: Lentinula edodes (shiitake mushroom)
Lineage: Eukaryota; Fungi; Basidiomycota; Agaricomycetes; Agaricales; Omphalotaceae
Product: peptidase family M48-domain-containing protein
Exons: 4
Coding region: 1-1008 (335 amino acids)
Biological process (GO): mitochondrial protein processing; protein quality control for misfolded or incompletely synthesized proteins
Cellular component (GO): mitochondrial inner membrane
Molecular function (GO): metalloendopeptidase activity
Source: RefSeq, a predicted model, not a curated record
AUGUCUCCUGGUCUGUCACCUGUUGUAUCCAGUGAUUUGCAACAAGUUCCUGAAACUGGUCGCUGGAGGUUCAUCUCUGUCUCCCCAAAAACUGAAGUUCAAGUUGGGCAGUUCGCACUCCAACAAACAUUGGCUCAAUUUCAAGGUCGAAUAUUACCAGAUGAACACCCAGUGACGAUGCAUGUCAAGAGAGUCGUGCAAACUGUUCUUGACGCGUCGCAAUUGGGAGUUGUCAGAGGUUACUCUCAGCCCCAACCGCACUUCUCCAGCAACGAUUUUGCUGACGAUGAUACUUGGUCUUCUUCUUCGUCUUCCUCAUCGAUCAAGUCUUCUCCGGCAACUAUUGCAUCAGCUGGUAAAGAAUGGACUGUCAUCGUUGUUGAUGAUCGCAAGAUUGUUAAUGCUGCCGCAACGCCUGGGGCCGUGAUUGUCUUUACGGGAAUUUUACCUAUCUGCAAGGAUGAGCAGGGCUUGGCUGCUGUUUUGUCGCAUGAAAUCGGCCACGUUGUUGCGCGUCAUGCAGCCGAGCGACUCUCUUCCCAAACUAUUGCUACUGCGUUAACUCUUUUUCUUUCCGCAUUGGGACUAGAUUUCGGAAUCAGCGCAUUAUUGAAUAAGCUCCUGCUCGAGCUUCCCAACUCGAGACUGCAAGAGAGGGAAGCUGAUUUAAUCGGGUUGCGGCUGAUGUCGAAGGCUUGCUAUGACCCCAAAGCCUCCCCAGCAAUGUUCACUCGUUUAGGUCAACUACAGUCCCAAGCAUCGCGCGGAGGUUUCAGUUCACCAGAGUUUUUCAACACCCACCCAUCGUCCGAAUCGAGAGUGAGAGAAAUUGAAUCACAUCUAGGAGAGGGUUACGCCCUUAUUGCUGCAAACCCUGCGUGUGCGGAGCUGCAGGAGCGAGUUCAAGCGUUCAAAGAGAGUGUAAGGUUGAAGAAUGCAUUUGAUCUUGGGCCACGGCUUGGUCAAAGUCAUAACCAUAUACAUGAUGAGGAAGAGGUGUGGAGGUAG